UUUCUGAAGCUGUCAUUUCUCUUCCGGGCCACUCGGCGUGGCACAUGUUCGCCGCCUACAAAGGGGAGUGAAGCACGCAGGUUGGCUGGGGAGGAGGCUCGCCUGGACUGUCGACGGGCUCUACGGGGAACUUUGAGCUCUCUGGAGCCUCCUGCAACAACAUGCUCUCGCAACUUCAAGUGUGCACAGGUGCCCCGAGAGGUCCGAUCUCUUAGGAAGUAUAACCUCCUCACCUUUUGGACUGUGAGCUCAGAGACACCGAGUCUUUGGCGUAAAGUAGCCAAACAAUUGUAGUGCUGGAAAGAAACUAAGACUUAAGUCUCGCUACUGCUGGAAAUUUAGUUUUCCCCGUGUACAUUGACAGCUGAGCUUACCGGACACAAUAGUAGCUUUAAAUGAGUUCUGUUUAGCACUUACUUGCAAGAGUAGGUAAUUCUUCAGAUCCAUUUGGGGAUAAUGAAAGAGAGCAUCUGGUUCAUCUCCACAUUACCUAUCCCAAGGCAGGGGUUGGAGAUUCUCAACCCCUAGGCUAAUUUCCAUUUCCCAGCCCCUGAGAGGAGAAUGUGUUUGAUCUGAGCACUUAUGAAGCCCAGCCAGUUCUGGAACCAGUUCAAUAUGUCCCAAAGCCUGAAACUUCUCUCCAGUUGUAGGUGGGGAAUACUAAAACAUUUUAAGAGAACUUUGUGGAUUUACUUCAGAACACUCAACAGAUCUUUGGGUCCUGAUGGAUGUGGCUGAGAGCCCUGAACUGGAUCCUCGCUCUCCAGAGGAUGAAGAGCAGCCAGCGCUCUCAGAUGAUGAUAUUCUGAGGGAAACUGGAUCUGAACAAGAUUUGGAUGGAGCUGGGGAAAGGGCUUCUGAUUUGGAGGAUGAGGAAAAUGCAACUAGGGUACAAAGCCAGGAGGAGACUCACUCAGAUGAGGAAGACCGUGCCAGUGAGCCCAAGUCCCAGGAUCAGGACUCAGAGGCUCAUGAGCUGAGCAGGGGCCCAGCAGGAUCUCUGUGUGAAGAGGGGGAUGAUGUUGAAGAAGACCAGACAAGUGACCUCAGGGAUGAAGCCUCCUCAGUAACCCGGGAACUGGAUGAGCAUGAGCUAGACUAUGAUGAGGAGGUCCCCGAGGAGCCAGCUCCUGCUGCCCAGGAAGAGGAAGCUGAGAAAGUCGGGGCAGAGGAUGAGGAGGAGAAGGGGGAAGGUGCUCCCGGAGAGGAAGGGAAACCUGAUGUUCAAAGUGUGGGAGAAAAAGAACCCACAGAGGCUGCCAAGGAGAAGAAGAAAGAGGAUGAUGAUGGAGAGAUUGAUGAUGGGGAGAUAGAUGAUGAUGACUUGGAGGAAGGUGAAGUGAAGGACCCCAGUGACCGGAAGGUGAGGCCUCGCCCCACCUGCCGAUUCUUCAUGAAAGAUGUUGUGACACCAUUAUCCACUCUUCUUCCACCAAUACCAAAUUCCAUACCACUCAGAGGCCAGGUUAAAGGUAUCUUGCCUGUGGUGCUGAUCAUGCAGCUGAUGAUAACCAAUCCAACCAACAAUCACAAGCUUAAAAGUCUGUUCAUUUCUGGACCUAACAGACACAUGAAUUUGCUCAUGCCCACAGCCGCAGUCUCUUGCUGGUGUCUGCACAUGUUAGCGGAGCUGAAUCUUGGCCAUUGGACAUGGGGACUGUGGCCAGCAGGGAACUGCACCUGGGGAAUGAACUGUAGGUUUAUACACCCUGGAGUGAAUGACAAGGGAAACUACUCCCUCAUCACCAAAACUGAACCUUUUCCACCCAACGGUGCCCCGCCUCUUGGACCUCACCCAUUGAUGCCUGCCAACCCUUGGGGUGCGCCAGUAGUUGAUGAAAUUUUGCCUCCACCCCCUCCAGAACCCCCCACAGAGAGUGCCUGGGAACGCGGACUCAGACACGCAAAGGAGGUUUUAAAAAAAGCAACCAUUCGGAAAGAGCAAGAGCCUGACUUUGAAGAAAAAAGGUUCACAGUAACCAUUGGUGAAGACGACCGGGAGUUUGACAAAGAAAAUGAAGUUUUCAGAGAUUGGAAUUCUAGGGUCCCAAGAGACGUCAGAGACACUAUACUUGAGCCUUAUGCAGAUCCUUAUUAUGACUAUGAUAUAGAGCGUUUUUGGCGUGGUGGACAGUACGAGAAUUUCAGGGUGCAGUAUACAGAAGCAGAGCCGUAUCAUAACUAUCGAGAACGAGAAAGGGAACGAGAACGAGAGAACAGACAACGAGAACGGGAGCGAGAACGGGAGCGUGACCGAGAGCGUGAGCGCAGACAGAGGGAGCGUGAGCGAGAACGGGAGCGAGAGAGGGACAAGGAGCGACAGCGGAGGAAAGAAGAGUGGGAGAGAGAGAGAGCCAAACGAGAUGAGAAGGACCGGCAACACCGAGACCGUGACAGAGACAAAGACCGGGAGAAGGACAAGGAAAAGCCAAAACCCCGGUCCCCACAGCCACCAAGCCGUCAAGCUGAGCCACCAAAGAAAGAGACCACCUCUGUAGGGCCACAGGUGAAGCGAGCCGAUGAGUGGAAGGAUCCUUGGCGGCGAUCCAAGUCUCCCAAGAAGAAACUUGGUGUGUCCGUCUCCCCAAGCCGGGCACGAAGGCGUCGCAAAACCUCUGCUUCAUCAGCUUCUGCUUCCAAUUCCUCCAGGUCAUCUUCACGGUCUUCAUCCUACUCUGGCUCCGGCUCAUCUCGGUCCCGGUCCCGAUCCUCAUCCUACAGCUCCUAUUCCAGCCGCUCUUCCAGACACAGCUCGUUCUCAGGAAGCCGGUCCAGGUCCCGGUCCUUCUCCUCGUCCCCAUCCCCGUCUCCCACACCUUCCCCACACAGACCUCCAGUCAGAACCAAGGGGGAGCCGGCCCCGCCUCCCGGGAAAGCAGGGGAGAAGUCAGUAAAGAAGCCAGCCCCACCCCCAGCCCCACCACAGACCACCAAAACUACUGCUCCUGCCCCUGAGCCUGCCAAACCGGGAGAUCUCCGAGAAGCCAGAAGGAAGGAGCGGCAAACAAGAACUCCCCCAAGGAGGCGGACACUCAGCGGCAGUGGUAGCGGCAGUGGCAGCAGCUACAGUGGCUCCAGUUCCCGAUCCAGGUCUUUGAGUGUGAGCAGCGUCUCCUCGGUGUCCAGCGCCACCUCAAGUAGCAGCUCAGUGCACAGUGUGGACUCAGAAGACAUGUAUGCAGACCUGGCCAGUCCUGUGUCCUCAGCCAGCUCUCGAUCCCCCACUCCUGCUCAGACCAAGAAGGAGAGAGGGAAAUCUAAGAAAGAAGACGGAGUGAGAGAGGAAAAGCGGAAACGGGACCCGUCCACACAGCCACCCAAGUCCUCCAAAGCUCCGACAGGUGGGAAGUCCUCCCAGCAGUCAGCUGCACCUCAGCAGACAGCCCCUGGGCAGCCCCAGCAGGGCUCCUUUGUUGCCCACAAGGAGAUAAAGCUGACACUGCUGAAUAAGGCGGCUGAUAAAGGGAGCCGGAAGCGCUAUGAGCCAUCAGACAAAGACCGGCAGAGCCCUCCAGCCAAGAAGGCCAACUUAACCCCAGACCGAGGUUCUCGGGACCGGAAAUCAGGGGGGAAAAUGGGCUCCCCAAAGCCAGAGAGGCAGAGAGGUCAAAAUGCUAAAGCCCCUGCUGCCCAAGCGGACAGGAAGCGUCCACUGUCACCCCAGUCUAAGAGCUCCAGCAAGGUCACCAGUGUGCCGGGCAAAGCCACCGACACUGCUACUGCAGGCACCAAGUCAGGGAAAGCCAGCACGUUGUCACGACGGGAGGAGCUCCUUAAACAGCUCAAGGCUGUUGAAGAUGCCAUCGCUCGCAAGCGGGCCAAGAUCCCUGGGAAAGUGUAGUGGGCCCAGCUCACUCCCUGGAGUAGACUCUUAAAUGUUUUUAUAUAUAAAAAAAAAAAAAAAAAAAAAAAAAUAGGGUAAGCGCAGCCAUUUUGGAUUUUCCAGUUAAUGUCUUAUUUUGGCUGUGAUUCUUUUUAAAAAUUAAAAAAGAAAAUAAAGUUUCUCAGCUGGAAAAGAAGCCACACACAAGAUGAAGAUGACGCUGAAUCCCAGCCUCCCCACCAGACUGAACCAGCUCCUUCCAGAAUAGAGUCUCCACAGACAGACAGACAGGCAGACGGACAGGUCAGCACUGAGACAGGGAGCACCAGCUCUGUAUAACUUAAGAGCUUCAGCCGCACAGAGGCUGGGCUCACACUCAUCUGCCUCCGUCCUCAUUUCUCCCAGGCAGCUUCUUGGGCUGCGUGUUUCCAGCAGACUCCAUUCUGGGAACAGGAAAGCCGAGUAUUUCCUGGACCACAGGCAGCACCAUCCCUCCCCUCCCUCGGAUCAGAAAUAUAUAUAUAUUUCUAAAGUCAUAUAUACAUAUAUAUAUAUGACUAAAGUCUGAUUGGAAACAUUUCCUGUCUUUUAUUUUAAGCAUCAAAUUGUUUUAGUUGAUUAAAAAGGAAGAAACAGAAAAGACAAAAAAAUAAUAAAAUAAGGCCAAGGGUAUUGUUGGGGUGUCUGUCCAAUGUGGAGGGUCUUUUUUGAGCGAUCUCCUAAAAUAAAAUAUUUUGAUAAACA
Cricetulus griseus (Chinese hamster) is the source of this 4567-nucleotide messenger RNA. The record is from RefSeq and is a predicted model, not a curated record. Lineage: Eukaryota; Metazoa; Chordata; Mammalia; Rodentia; Cricetidae.